Messenger RNA from Magnolia sinica, 1508 nucleotides. RefSeq names its product polygalacturonase-like. Gene Ontology annotation, biological process: pectin catabolic process; fruit dehiscence; anther dehiscence. The record is from RefSeq and is a predicted model, not a curated record. Gene Ontology annotation, molecular function: polygalacturonase activity. Lineage: Eukaryota; Viridiplantae; Streptophyta; Magnoliopsida; Magnoliales; Magnoliaceae. The coding region runs from base 106 to 1482 and encodes 458 amino acids. The transcript has 9 exons.
UAAUUUCACCACCAUACCCUCUAAGAAGAAAAAUCAAACAUCCCUCAGAUACCACACUGGUUGUUGUUGCUUUUUCUCUUUCUCCCUUGCGAGUUUGAGAAAUACAUGGGUCUGGAAAGAUGCUUACUCUCUAUUUUCAUGUUAUCUUUCUGUUACUAUUCCUGUUACAGUAAUCUGAUGGAGGGCCCACCCUCUAUCUGUGUUGAUGAAGCCUCUCCCUAUGACACACAAGCCUAUCCUACAUAUUUUGGUGCCAUCAAUGGUGAAGAUGGCGAAUGUGGGCCUGGCUUCUGGACCGCAGCAGUCUCAAAUUUGUAUGGUGAUGGUGAUGAUGAUGAUGAUGCGGAUGAUCCUGAAUCUUCAUCUAGAACGGUGAAUGUGGAUGAUUUUGGAGCUAAAGGUGAUGGAACGGAUGACACUGAGGCAUUUGAGAAGGCUUGGAAGGAAGCGUGUUCAUCUGCUCCAUCUGUUCUGGUAGUGCCUGAGAACAAGAGCUACCUUCUUAAACCAAUUACAUUUUCAGGCCCAUGCAAAUCUUUGAUUAAAGUGAUGAUCUAUGGAACCAUCCAAGCUUCCACCAAUCGAUCGGAUUGGGAUGGAUCAAACCAGCGGUACUGGCUUCGAUUCCAGAAGAUUACAAAGCUACUAGUUGAAGGUGGUGGAACCAUCGAUGGCAAUGGAGAGAUAUGGUGGAAAUACUCAUGCAAAAUCGACAAAUCUCAACCUUGUAAAGACGCCCCAACGGCUAUGACAUUCUAUUCAUGCAAGAACUUGAAAGUGAAAGACCUGAGGUUCAAAGACAGCCAACAGAUACAUCUUUCUUUUGAGAGAUGUAGCGAUGUCGCAUCUUCGAAUCUUAUGGUAACUGCACCAGAGAAUAGUCCGAACACAGAUGGAAUUCAUGUUACAGGAACCCUAGACAUUCAGAUAGACAGUUGUGUCAUCGGGACAGGUGAUGAUUGCAUCUCAAUAGUAAGUGGCUCACAAAAUGUCAAAGCUACGAACAUAACGUGUGGACCGGGCCAUGGGAUCAGUAUCGGAAGCUUAGGAAAAGGCAAUAAAGAAGCCCAUGUCUCACAAGUGCUAGUAGAUGGAGCAAAGCUUGUUGGAACAACCAAUGGAGUCAGGAUCAAAACAUGGCAGGGAGGUUCUGGAAAUGCAAACAACAUCAAAUUCCAAAACAUUGACAUGGACAAUGUCACAAGGCCCAUCAUCGUGGAUCAAAACUACUGUGACUCGAAAAAAUCAUGCCCGGAACAGGAAUCGGCGGUAGAAAUAAGCAAUGUGGUCUACAAGAACAUCAAAGGAACAAGCGCUUCAGAAGUAGCUGUCAAGUUUGAUUGCAGCGAGAGUUUCCCAUGCACUGGGAUAGUGUUGGAAAACAUCAAUCUUGAUGGAAUGGGAGGGAAAUCUACUAAAAGCUCAUGCAAGAAUGUUGAAGGGACUUCAAAAGGAACGGUUUACCCACAACCUUGUUUUUGAAAGAGAUGCAUGGCUCCCAUAAAAAC